CUUCCUGAACUCCACCUGCCUGAUAAGAUAACUUUACGAGUACAGCGAGAUCAAAUGUUUGUGACAAACUGUCUUUCACAUCUUAAAGUAUGUGGUGAAAAUGAUGAGACUUCGGUUCAGAACCAUUAGUCACCCUUGUCAUGACGUUGCCCUCUUUGGGUACAGCGAGCACCAUCCCCCUCUCUCUGUCUCCUACACUCAGGCUGCUGCGACCUCAGGUUGUAAAUUCCUGGAGGAGAUUAUCUCCUCAUGGCCACAGUAUAGAGCGAGAGUGAGUUUUCAGAGAGAUAACAAAGGAAUUUAUUCCACUCACAGAACUUGAGGUCCGAACAACAUUUAUGUUCUGGAGAAGGUUUAAAAGAUGGGUGAAGAAUCCAGCUAUGAACUGGUCCGUUUGGUACAAUUUUGUGAAACUCAUGGGAGACAAUACGGUCACAUUACCAUAACGCUGUUUAUAUAAUAGCCUCAGUUAUGAAGCUUACAUCUAAUUGUUGUAUAAGAUGAAUGAGUGAGGAUGAUACUGUUUGUGAAAUAGUUUAAUGUGAUUUUGGACUGUUUAAUGAAGGAAACUCCAAUUCCCUUUUGGAGUUUAACUAAAUCAGAGGACCGCCCAUGAGCACAGUUAUGGUCGGGCAUCCUGGGACAGGCCCUUUUCUGCUCUGCCGAGUAAAAUCCCCACCCGGGUUUUCUAUCACCAGACCGAGCUUCCCUCAAUUACGAUAUGGCUGAAGGUUGGAGACCAACUUACCUCGAUAACGAGAGGGCCAAGGUUUGAGAGGAGACCAUAAACCUAAGGUUUGAGUAGAUGGCUGAAUCUUUUAACCAUCCCACGUGGUUAAACUCUUAGACUAUCGAUACCGACAGAAUAAGAACAAGUCUUUGAUAUUAAUUACUACUCUGCAGCUAGGAAUUCGGAAUCAUUGAAUGCGAAGACCGACAACCGCCGAAACAUCUAUUCUAUAACGUCAUGAAUGAAUGCCACUCUGAACUAUCCAUUCUAACCACGACAGAGCGAGAGAGAGGACAGACUCUCCAACAGAAACAAACUUUUCAACAGAGAUCCCGACGACACACUGAGCAUAAAUUUAUAUAGUGAUUGCAAUUAUUCCCGAAUGAGUCAGUGUUCAUGUGCAAAGGAUUAGCAUUUCAAUUGUUAUAAUUAUCAACUUUGUAGUGUCUCAUCUCAGUUGACCCCCACUUCCCCUUUUGUCCACCAAGCCGCGAUACCGGUUCAUCCCACUAGGGAAACUCCGUUAUCAUUUCCUUGUAACUAUCUACUGUUUGUUUAUGCAUUCUGUGAAUUACUUAGUUAGUAAAUAAAUGAUUUAAGACAAUUGAUGUAUGGAUGACUCAUAGUGAAGACUGGGUUCGUGCAGAUAACCAACAAUUUACGACGUUUGGAAUGAGUCUAACAUGAGCUUAUAAAUACACCACAACAUCACUGUCAGUACACAGUGGGCGGGAGAGACAGGAAGAGAGGAAGAUGUCACAGGUGAAGGAAAUAAUGACGCAAAGGAUGGGUAGAGAAGAGAGCGACACACCUUAAAAAAUAAUAGUUGGGGGGGAGAGUCGAAGUUAUAGACAACAAAUACUUUGGCAUUUGGUGUGGUCUCUACAGUGCAAAAGAAUGGUGAUGGAACAGUUCUUUGUGGCUGUGCUAAUGAUGUCUGCACACCGAGCAGUCUCAUAUCCUCUGACUACAGAGAGCUAUUACAUGGAUGGAGGGAGACAAUGCAGACUGUGUCCACCAGGUCAUUAUCAGAAGUCCUGUUCAGAGUGCUCUCCCUGUCGAGAUGGUUCCUACACAACACGAUUGAACGCAGAGUCCAGUUGUCAUUCCUGCUUCAAAGACUGCAAACGUGAUUUGCAUCUGGUGGAGGAUGAGCCGUGUACUAAUGUAUCGAACGCUAGAUGUCGCUGUGAGGCUGGUUUUACCUGCACCGACAAAGACGACCAGACAGGAAACUGUAGAGACUGUGAGAAGAUCCCUCAGCUGCCCACACCUCCCCUGCCACCUAGCGAUGUAGUGGGCAUCAGAAACAACCAGACAGGAACUUCCUCUGAACACAGCAGGACUUCCGCUGGACGCUGUCAACCUCCCAAGUGUGACACUCCACAAUCACCAGUCUCACAAGCAGGCAACGCCACUCAUCACACCACAGCUGACACCAGCAAACACUUGGCAGUCAUUUUGUGUCCUAUGGUGGUCAUUGGAAUCCUAGCCGUUAUCAUUCUGUUAUGUAUCCGUCACCCAGGAGAUGAAGCCUGUUUCAAACAAGCUCUCAAGUUCUGUAACAAGGGAGUAAGAGAAGCGUCGCCUAACAAGACCAAAGAGACACAGCCCAGUAUUAAGCACCAGACAGUGGAUCCACCACCUAUUACAGCAGCAAAUAUGGGCCCAGUCCAUGUCCACAAUGCUGGAACAGUCAUCUUCAGUUUACUCAACCAGUUCACUGGUAUGGGUGGAGGUACGGAAGAGAGAGGGCAGAAAGAGAGGGAUGAGGAAGGAGAAGGACGUCCGGCCCACCCCACACCCUCCCCUAACAUCCAUCUAUCCCAGGAGGAAAGGGAUGGAGAGAUGGACUGUGUAUUCUUCCCUUCACAGGAACAAGGGAAGGACAGUCACGUUUCCAAAGAGGAGGUGCAAUGAGGGGAGGGGGAUUAAGGACAGAGGACGCUCCAAGUGAAAGCUUCCCUUCUAGGAUCAGUUUAGCCAACCCUACAUCCUAAUCAUAAGGAGGAUUAAGACUGACCCUGGAUCAGUGGUAAGGGACAACAUCUACCUGGGGCUCUAUUCAGUCUGUAUCACUAGGGAAACAUAGAGGUCAUUUCUGAUUGAGCCGACAUAUGCAGCGUUUAAUGUGAAAGCAGUCACCGCUGACACAGGAACAUUGCCUUGACAUUCCUUUCAGGCUGUAUAUACAGAUUGAAUAGAGCCCUUUUUUUAUUUAACUAGGCGAACAAGUUCUUAUUUUCAAUGACGACCUAGGAACAGUGGGUUAACUUCCUUGUUCAGGGGCAGAACGACAGAUUUUUACCUUGUCAGCUCAGGGAUUUGAUCUUGCAACCUUUUGGUUACUAGUCCAAUGCUCUAACCACUAGGCCACCUGCCACUCUUACUCUCAGAACACUGGUGAAUCCCAAAACUCUAGAAUGGCCAUUAUUUCCUGUCCUAGACAUCUCACUAUGGUGGUCAUGUACACAUCCACUUGCUCUCGUUUUAUUGAACUGUAUAAAAAGCUUUCAGUCUCAACUGCUGCAAACUGUUUUUUUCUGUGUUCAUGUGGCACCUUGAACUGUUUUUGCACAAAUUAAACGCAAAAUAUUAAAUAUAAUUUUUCAAUGAA
Salvelinus fontinalis (brook trout) is the source of this 3347-nucleotide messenger RNA. Its product is annotated as tumor necrosis factor receptor superfamily member 5-like. NCBI's taxonomy places the organism in Eukaryota, Metazoa, Chordata, Actinopteri, Salmoniformes, Salmonidae. Bases 1628 to 2650 code for a protein of 340 amino acids. The transcript is spliced from 12 exons. Gene Ontology annotation, biological process: positive regulation of transcription by RNA polymerase II; defense response to protozoan; positive regulation of angiogenesis. Gene Ontology annotation, cellular component: external side of plasma membrane; plasma membrane; CD40 receptor complex. The record is from RefSeq and is a predicted model, not a curated record. Gene Ontology annotation, molecular function: CD154 receptor binding; antigen binding.